Messenger RNA from Ixodes scapularis (black-legged tick), 2398 nucleotides. Its product is annotated as recQ-mediated genome instability protein 1. Gene Ontology annotation, biological process: double-strand break repair via homologous recombination; resolution of meiotic recombination intermediates. Gene Ontology annotation, cellular component: nuclear body; RecQ family helicase-topoisomerase III complex. Gene Ontology annotation, molecular function: nucleotide binding. NCBI's taxonomy places the organism in Eukaryota, Metazoa, Arthropoda, Arachnida, Ixodida, Ixodidae. The record is from RefSeq and is a predicted model, not a curated record. The transcript has a single exon. The coding region runs from base 209 to 1738 and encodes 509 amino acids.
AAUAAAAAUGGCCGGAACCGCAUGCCGGAAUGUUUAUCGUGUGCGCGGGGACGCGGGAAUGCCGACUAAAAAACCUUCAGGGCCGUACCUUUUUUUGCGGUUUUGUCCACUCUGACCGCUUUGGCUCAAAUACAACUCAACCUGGUUUUGCUUGCACGUGUAUUUGACUCCUGCACGAUGUCCCGACAACGCUAGACGGAAAGCCAUUAUGAACCACGCCGAAUUCGUGAGACAAAAGCUUUCCCGCGAGCACAUCCAAGUCAGCGAUUCGUGGCUCCAAGCUUGCAUAUCUCACGUGCGAAGUGAGAACAGCACACGAAGCCUGAGCAGCGACGAGAUGUACAGGCAGGUUUACCACCAGCUUCUUUUUACCGACCUAAACGACAUGGGUACGUCAUGCCUGCCCGCCAGCGCUCUGACGGCCCACCGACUAAUUCUCAAGUCGUCUUACUUUGUGCAAGUUGACUCGAUCCGAGACGUCAGUCAGCCCGCGUACUCACAGCUCCUCAAACUCACGGGCGGCGAGAACGAAAAUACGGCCGUGCAAGCGGAGCCCAGGGAAGCACCGGCGCCGUGGGAGGCGAAGACCACGCGAAUGCUGAAACUGGAGGUCAGCGACGGCACGCACAGAAUCCAAGCUUUUGAGUUUGAGGUCGUAGCCUCUCUAACCUCGAGUCUGCCUCCUGGCGCCAAGAUAAUUAUCACAGGACCGCUUGAGUGCAGGCGGGGUGUCGUAUUCCUCAAGUCCAACAGCGUCCGAGUUCUUGGCGGGGUGGUAGAAGCCCUCAAAGCUGGGAACUGCCAGAAGGCAGUUCUUAGCAGGGCCAUCAACAGACCGGUGCCGGAUACGCAGGAAGUCACAAGACCAAACAGCAAUAACAACAACAGAGAAGUUAGGGUCGGUCGGGAAGCUCAUAGUGAUCGAACAGCUACAAGUAGCGCGAGUCUAGAAGACAGUGCUUCGAAUGCUUCGAACCGUAGCCCGCAGCGCCCGGCAGAGGCCUCUCGCUGGAAUCCUGGAAGUACUGCUUCGACGGUACCGAUGUCCAGUAGCAGAUCAACCAGCAACUACAGCAACAGAAACACAGUUCCUGUCGAUACCAGCGAAGCAAUGGAUGCCGCCGACGACAUCCUUCUGAGCCAAGUGAACUUAGAAGACAUCGAGACGUUGCCCGAUGCAGAGCCGCUCCUCGAAGACGCAUUUGAAGACGACGUUGACGAAGAUAUUUUACGCGAACAGCUAGACUUCCAAGCCAACAUCGAGUCAGUUGUGCCACCUGGGGAAUCCAGGCAUGAAGGAGAUUCUGAUGGGCGUGCGGCUAGUCAUAGUCCAACCGAAACCGUCGUACCCUUCACCAAGUUAAGCUUCGUGCUGAAGGACGGCAAACCUCCGGAGACACCCGAAGUGGUGGUCAUCAAGGGGUACAUCGCAACGCCCACGAGCAAACUGAGGCAGUCUCCGGAAGAGACGUGGUGUCUCUCCGUGAUCGUCAGCGACGACACGGCGAAUCUAGAGGUGGACAUCGACGAACGUUUGCUGACAAAGUGGUUGGACAUCACGGUGCCGGAGGUCAAGCGCCGGAAGAGGCUGUCGUCGAAUUUCAAGCAAACCUUCAACGAUAGAGUGGCGCAGUGUCAGGAGAAGAUGAGCCGGCUGAAUGGGCUCCUCAGCAUCAGCUUUUCGGGGAAAACGGGCGAGCUGCCCGUGCUUACGGACUACGACGACUGGGACGGGUGACCUGUACGCGCCGGAGCUGGGCGCGUGUGGAUGACAACGUAGUGGAAACGACGACUAGCGGUGCUUUUUUGGUGCCGUCGUAAAGUUCUGUUUUAUCAUGUUCGGUACACUUUUGACGAACAUUAAAGGUCGUAGAAUCGCUCAAAUUUACAGCAACUGUCGUUUUCGCAGCAACCCCCUUUUUUUCUUUUUUUUUUUUUUUACGGGAAACAUCAAAAUUAAAAAAAAAAGUUUUCUUUUUUUUUUUUACACUUUCAAGAUUUACAAUUAUUUAAUUAAAAAAAAUUAACACUUCUUUUUUCAAAUACGUUUGGACCUUCAUAAUUUUAUCAGAUAUUACAUAAUCAUUAUGAACCAAAAUCACGAAAAGUAAUUCUUAAUUUAACUAUGCAUUCAAACACAAGUCAAUUAAAAAAAAAUCACUUAAUUCUGGAUUUUAAACACCCUGUGCACACUAAUCCUGGUGUGAAAUAUAUAUUGCAUCAGGGUAUGUGAUCAGCAGCAAGGUCACUACAAUGGCGGCUGAUGUGACCUCGAUUUUUGUAUUUAGCUCGGAUACCGCUUAGAAGGCAUCCCUGACAUUUAUGACCAACAAAACGCUUUCGUGUUUCUCCUCGCGCAAUAAACGUCACAAAAGAAAUUAAAGAAAAACGAGCAGCG